Castor canadensis (American beaver) is the source of this 2628-nucleotide messenger RNA. RefSeq names its product BCL2 like 11 (gene Bcl2l11). NCBI's taxonomy places the organism in Eukaryota, Metazoa, Chordata, Mammalia, Rodentia, Castoridae. The record is from RefSeq and is a predicted model, not a curated record. Gene Ontology annotation, biological process: meiosis I.
UCUGAGCCGGGCUGCAGGGCCGCGCAGGUUUCACUUCGCUCCGCGCAGCCGCUGGGUCGUGAGCUUGUUGGAGUGCUGCGUCCCUUCUAGCAGCCGCUGCGCCGCCGGAUUCUUGCAGCCGCUCUGCGAGCCUUGCCCUACUGCGGUCAGCACCGCCUCGGGCCGCUCGGUUCGCCCCGCCCCCGUCCCCACCGCCUCGGCGUCUUUCCCCCUGGCUCUCGUCCCCCCAAUGUCUGACUCUGACUCUGGGACUGAGAAACGCAAGAAAAAAAGACCAAAUGGCAAAGCAACCUUCCGAUGCAAGUUCUGAGUGUGACAGAGAAGGUGGACAAUUGCAGCCUGCUGAGAGGCCUCCCCAGCUCAGGCCUGGGGCUCCUACCUCCCUACAGACAGAGCCGCCAGGUAAUCCUGAAGGCAGUCCCGCAGGCGAAGGGGAUCGCUGUCCCCACGGCAGCCCUCAGGGCCCGCUGGCCCCACCGGCCAGCCCUGGCCCUUUUGCUACCAGAUCCCCGCUUUUCAUCUUUGUGAGAAGAUCUUCCCUGCUGUCUCGAUCCUCCAGUGGGUAUUUCUCUUUUGACACAGACAGGAGCCCGGCACCCAUGAGUUGUGACAAAUCAACACAAACCCCAAGUCCUCCUUGCCAGGCCUUCAACCAUUAUCUCAGUGCAAUGGCUUCCAUGAGGCAGUCUCAGGUGGAACCCAUGGACAUGCGCCCAGAGAUUUGGAUCGCACAAGAGUUGCGACGUAUCGGAGACGAAUUCAAUGCAUAUUACCCAAGGAGGGUAUUUUUGAAUAAUUACCAAGGAGUGGAAGACCACCCCCAAAUGGUUAUCUUACGACUGUUACGUUACAUCAUCCGUCUGGUGUGGAGAAUGCAUUGACCAGGUCUCUGUGGAGUCAAGAUAAAUGCAGACAUUUCGCUUGUUCAAACCUACAAACCCCAGCACCGUAAUUGCUUGGUGCCAUUACUAUGCAGCCAGUGGUUCUUCCCCAGAGAGGCGUGUGCUGGGCAGGCAGUUUGCUCAGAAGACACUGCACCAUUGGAUGUGAACUUGACCUUUCUGUUCAUCACCACAGGCAGAAUUUCCUGGAAGUUUGUUGUGAAUGUAAAUGAGGGAGAGGAUUCUUCUCUUUUUAAUGUAUAAAUCAUGGUUCUUUGGAGCAGGAUUGUAUACAAGAAUGGUGUUUACAUGUGCUGUUUUAUUCUUUUCCAUCUCUAAUUAGAACAGGUUUUUUUGUUGUUGUUUCAGAAAGGAAAUGGAAACUUUUGUGAACAAUUUUUGUACUAAAAUUUUAAGAACCUAUUGCCUACCCUCAGAGAAUUAUGUAAGCCCUGCAGUGGAAACUGAGCCAGCUAAUUUGUAAAGCUGCCUUAGUUUAUUUUUAGAGAUUACUGUACAGGAUUUUUUAAACAGGGAGAGGUAUGGUAUAUUGCUCUCCCUUCCCUGCCAUUGCCUCUUUGAGCUUUUUUUUUCUUAAUUAUUAUUAAUACCAAAACAGUUCUUAUGAAAUGGAACAGAUUAAGGGGCAAGGUGUCUGUUGUUGCAUUGGUAAGCCACUCCCAUUUUGUAGAUAUUUAUUUACCUCCUUAAACUCAGUUGCAUUAGUGGCAAAACUUCAGACUGAUUUUCAUGUUUUCCCUGAUCUCUUUUCAUAACACACUCUCUGUCUGGAUGCUGAUACAUGGUUUGUCCAGGGUGUUUUCCUGAUGAGGUGCAUUCGUGUCAGAACACAUUCACGCCUGCCUGUAUAUUCACAGCUCGAUUGAUCUAUGAUUGACUAAUAGGAAGUACUCGGGCCUUCACUUUGUUUUGAUAACGUGUUUAGUAUUCUGAGAGCGGUGAUAAUGACAGGCUAAGCAUUAGAUCCUUUGUGCUGUCAGUUCUUCUGGUUGCUGGCUUUUACCUGGUAGUCACAGGCUGCAGGCUACACACUGCAUCAGUCCCAGGUGUGCCCUGUACAGCUAGGUACAGCUGCAGGCAUCCAAACUCAGCAGGGAGAGGGAACUUCCAGUGGCCAUUUUCCAGCUGGUUUUUAGUCCAGCUCAGCCCACCUGGCCUGUGAUAACAUGCACUUCAUCUCCACUCCUCAGCCCACUUUGUAACAGAGGCCGGCCUAUACUUUUAACAGUACCAUCGAAAAACUCCAUUGGACAGAGUCUGAAAUGUCCCUUAAGCCUUCUGAAAGAUGACUGCUUUGCUUUUCCCAUCUUUCUAAGAGAGUGGAUCUUAUCAGGCCACCCUGCCUCCACCUCCACAGGAGUGCUUCUUCACAGUUGCUGCCCCUUAGGACUGCACACACAUUCAUCAGUCAUUUCAAAAUCAGGCAGGGCUGAAGGUGCAGCUUAGUGGGGAGCACUUUUGACCAGCACCAGCAAGGCCCUGGGUUUGAGCCCCAGCAUCACCAAAAUCAAAACAACACAAAAGGAGGCAAACAACUGGGAAGACCCAAGAAAAACAGGUGAGAGGACAGCAAAAGAGGGAGAAAAGGAGUCUGUGAACCAUGUAAUUUGCAAUGUUUGAAAACUGCAAUCAUUAAACAACUUUUUAAAAGAAAUAUAUGAGAUUUCAAGCAACUUGGCAGUGCCAACAACAGUUGUAUUUGCUUUUGCCCAUAGAGGACCAUUGU